This is a messenger RNA of Talaromyces amestolkiae, 711 nucleotides long. RefSeq lists its product as uncharacterized. Lineage: Eukaryota; Fungi; Ascomycota; Eurotiomycetes; Eurotiales; Trichocomaceae. The record is from RefSeq and is a predicted model, not a curated record. The transcript has a single exon. The coding region runs from base 1 to 711 and encodes 236 amino acids.
AUGGCGCCUAUAUCGACUCUAACAGAACCUCUCAUCCGCUUCGUCCGCGAUCUCUCCUCCGCAUUCAUCUCUCUAUCCUCGUCGAAACUCGUCACACGGCUCGACCCAAUACCAGACCCCGCAACAUCUCUCUCACCCUCUCUUGAAAACACGAUACAAAAACGAGCAGACCAGAUCCUCUCCAUACCCGCUACAUAUGCCUUCCUCGACACCUCACCGACACCAGGCACCGUCGUCGGUGCCGUCCUCGGCGUUGUCGGCGGCGUAGUCAUACUCGUCAUCGUACUCUACCAAACCCUCGGCUGGGGCGACACGGGCGAAAGCAUCGUUGUCGAAGAAGAAGUCAGCGAAGCCGACGUCGUGCGUACAGGCUCACGGCGCAGCGCCGUAUCCAGGUCGCGAUCAAAUCGGCCACCGGGACGUCGUAUUGUGGAAGAAGAGAUUGUCGAGGUGCGGGAACGGCCGCAUUCGAGACGGAGAUCUGACAUUAUUGACGAUGAUGAAGAUGAUGAGGUUGUCGUUAUUGAAGAAGAGGCGACUACGGGUACGCAUUAUUCGGAUGAUGUUGUGGAGGUGGAGGAAGAAGAGAGUAGUGUCGCGACGAGUCCGCGUCCGCCGCGCCGGAGCAGGGCUGGUGGAAGUUAUAGACGGGUUGAUCCGUUGGCGUAUGGUGGCGGUGAUGAGCCUUAUAGGCGACCUAGUCGGCGAUAA